AUGUCGUUCAGUUUUUCUCACUGCGUGUCGAUGCGCAUCACGCUUUCGGUAAUAGCAGGUCUUUUUUUGGUAAUAACGUACUACGGUCUGAAAUAUUACCAAACUCGGUGCAUUGAGCUUCACAAUUUGAAAUUAUCGAGCAUGGAGUACGACACGUGCGUAAAGGUGAAUAUAUUCCUUGAAUCGUUCUAUGCAAUCUUCCUUUUUAUAACAAAUUGCAAGUAUCUUCUGAACCAGGUUGUCAUUUUCUACCACAACAGGUACAAGUCGAUGUUGGUAAUGUUUUCUUACUUUUUGCUGCUUGCGCUCAACUUGAAAUACAGCGUUGUGGACAGGGAUCUCACACGCCGCUCAUUUUUGCGGGAUGUGAUCCUCUAUCCAUUAUUUGAAGAGUUCUUCUUCAGACAUGUGUUUUUUCAAAAUUUGACGUACGGGAUGGUAGGUAUUGAGCGAGUAUGGAUCGAUAAAGAACGUCAUGGCGGUUCUCGUACCGAUAUUCGGAAUACACCACAUGUUCACGAUGAAAACGAGGAGAUUGCACAUGAACAUACGAAUAGAGCAGCUGCCAAGAAUGGUAUAAUACACAGAAAAGAAACUAUAAAGGAUCUCAACAUCUACACAGUGUUCGAAACAGCAGAAAUAACCUUUUUAAUGGUUCUGUUCUAUCUGAUCAUAAUAAGCUCGGUACUUUUCGCCACUGCUCAUUAUUUCUACGAGGUAAUAAUCAUAAAUGAUUAUAUUUACCGCCUGAUUAGCGGAAUAUUAUACACAAUCUUUGUUGAUGUAACUCACAACCUGGUUGUAAGCUUAGUUUGCCACAGCGUGCACAAUCUGGCCGUAUUGCUGUGCUGGAAUAAGGCAGGUGUUAGUAGCUAG
Molecule: messenger RNA, 876 nt
Organism: Vavraia culicis subsp. floridensis
Lineage: Eukaryota; Fungi; Microsporidia; Pleistophoridae
Exons: 1
Coding region: 1-876 (291 amino acids)
Biological process (GO): CAAX-box protein processing
Cellular component (GO): membrane
Molecular function (GO): metalloendopeptidase activity
Source: RefSeq, a predicted model, not a curated record